GGGGUUUGUGCGCGCCGCGAUGCGGCGGUGACUCCCCAGCGCUACGUUACGCUACUGCUAGUUAAUAUGUGGGGAUGUUCUGGUUUUAGCUCUCGGCUCUCCUUGCUCUCGAUAAAGUGCUUGAAGUUACCUUGGUCUAAAUGGCAGUUUACAAAAAGGAAAGUAAAAAUCACUGAGGCGGCCCUGUCAGUUCCUGCAGACCGUGCCAUCGCCGUGGGAGGGCUGCGUUUAGUGACGCGGUCAGGAUGUUCCUCGUAAAGUGCUUCCCGUUACAAAAGCAGCAUUUCGUAACUGCGCUGCAGCGCAAAGUAACUUUCUAGCAGCACGAUUGCUGUAUUUUCUGUCACUCCUCUGAUUAAUGCGAGCUGUCCGGUGCUGUGCGUGCUUCUCCUCCGCGUUUGAACCUGCCUUUCUUUAGAAUCCUCUUAGCUUAUAUUGAUUACUGCACACGUAAGGAACACAGUGUAUUAAGUUAUCUCAGCAACCAUGCUGGCUGCCAGGCUGGUGUGCCUGAGGGCCCUGCCAUGCCAGACCAUCCGCCCCACCAUCACUCAGGCUUCCCCAGCCUUGAGGAGCUCCAGUAUAAAAGCAUACAGGCUGUGGCAGCCUAGCCAGAGUUAUGCCACCAGAGUAAGAACGAGUGCAAGGCGUGGAAAACUUGGCCAGGAAGUGAAAGAAGCAGCAUUUGAACCAUCUGCAGAAACUGCACUUAAAGCUGAUCGCCUGGGGAAAUUCAUUGUUGCGGGAGGGGCUGCUGUUGGCCUGGGAGCCCUGUGCUACUAUGGGAUGGGCAUGUCCAGUGAGAUAGGAGCUAUCGAAAGGGCUGCUAUUUGGCCACAGUAUGUGAAAGACAGAAUUCAGACUACAUACAUGUACUUUGCGGGCAGCAUUGGCAUGACAGCUCUGUCUGCUGCAGCAGUGAGCAGAUCUCCUGCACUCAUGAACCUCAUGACAAAGGGCUCCUGGCUGGCAAUUGGUGCAACUUUUGCAGCCAUGAUUGGUGCUGGAAUGUUGGUCAGGGGCAUAUCCUAUGAACAUAAUCCAGUAGCUAAACAUGCAGCAUGGAUGAUGCAUUCAGGUGUCAUGGGUGCAGUGGUGGCUCCUCUGGCCUUCCUUGGUGGUCCUCUGCUGAUCAGAGCGGCCUGGUACACUGCUGGAAUCGUCGGGGGACUCUCAACUGUGGCCAUGUGUGCUCCAAGUGAAAAAUUCCUGAACAUGGGAGGACCACUUGGCAUAGGCUUAGGCUUUGUUAUUGCUUCUUCAAUCGGAUCCAUGUUCCUGCCUCCCACCUCUGCUUUUGGCGCGGGCCUGUAUUCGGUAGCGGUCUAUGGUGGCCUGGUGCUGUUUGGCAUGUUCCUGCUCUAUGAUACACAGCUGGUGGUCAGACGGGCUGAAACUCUGCCCGUCUACGGCGUGCCUAGAUACGACCCCAUCAAUGCAUGCCUGGGUAUCUACACGGAUACACUGAACAUCUUCAUCCGAGUGGCCACCAUGCUUGCAGGUGGUGGAGGAGGCAGGAAAAAGUAAAGAGAGACUCACCUUUGCAACUGUCUGACAGCCUUCCUAGUGCACAUAUUAAAUAAACAUUCGUGGUUUAAGCAGUGAUGCUCAAAGUGAGAAUUUUAAAGCAUUUCAGCAUAUUGGUUCAGAGCAAUGUGAUUCAGUCUUAGUUUUUCUUCAAACACUUUCCAGCUCUGUGUUUAAAAUAGUCUGAACUGCUUCUAAUUGUACAUUAUUUUGGGAAAGUAAAUUAUUUUUAAUAUAUGAAUAAAAUAGUCCUACCUGCUUUUUAACAGGUUUGAUGGCAGUUCAGCUCUUACUUUCUUUUUUUUUUAAUGCUAUUGCAUAGUAAAGGAAGUAAUUUUUGAACUGGUAUCCUAUAGGCAGAUAGGGAUACAAGCUACUUCAUGAAAUGCUGCUUAGAUGCAUCAAUUUUCAGUUAAGUUUCAUAAAUUUUAUUGUAGUGACAUCUUCAGAAGAACUGAAUAAAUUGCAUAUGGCCCUGAAUGCAAUCAUGACUGUGACCUGGGCAAAAAUUUCAAAAAAGUUUAAGCAGGAUUUGACAGGUUAGCUGACCAAAAAGUAUAAAGGAGACAAGAUGUGGGAGCUAUGCAGCAUUUGUCCCAUGUGAGCUUCAGUCUCCUUCUGGAGCACACAUGAGAAUUCCUUGCUUUAAUGUUGACUGGCUAUAGUAGCUAGUUUAUUUCGAUACUAGAUUUGUAAAACUGUUGAAUGGCAAUAUAGCUGUGUCUUUAUUCUGGUGGCUAAAUUCCUGUACUGCAGAUGAAGGUCUGUCCAGAAGAGCUCCUAGUGCUCAUCUCUUGGAAGCUUGUGCAAUUGGCACAGAAACUGGGAAUUGAAGAUGGCAUGCUGUAAACCCCAGGAUCAUAAAUUUGCCGUAGUGUUACGUGCUUUAGUUUGUAAAGUUUAGUUUGUAACUUCCUCUAAUUGAUAUGUUAAACUUGGUCUAAAAGGAAUGUUCCCUAACAAUGAAAUUUAUUUAACAGUAAGAAAUUUAUACUUUCCAGACUCCAUUGCUGUAUAUUGGAAUAAAAGGGGAGUUCUUGGGCCAUGAAAAUUUUGACCUAAUGUCAGCAGCUCAUAUUUUCAGUCUGGUAAAUGUUACAUUUAUGUAUUGACUUAUGAACAAUAAAAUUCUAGCCUCACAA
Molecule: messenger RNA, 2669 nt
Organism: Cinclus cinclus
Lineage: Eukaryota; Metazoa; Chordata; Aves; Passeriformes; Cinclidae
Gene: GHITM
Product: growth hormone inducible transmembrane protein
Exons: 9
Coding region: 487-1527 (346 amino acids)
Cellular component (GO): mitochondrial inner membrane
Source: RefSeq, a predicted model, not a curated record